AAAAACAGUUAAAAGACGGUAAGCGAAAAAAACAAAGGGAGAUCUCUCUCUCUCUCUCUCUCUCUCGCUCACUCGCUCGCUCUCGUUCUCGAACUCUUUUUUUUUUUUUUUUCCAGAACAAUGUACGGUAAAGUUGCAAUUUGUUUGACAUUGGCGAUUACCUUCUUGAUUUCAUGUUCAAUCUAUCUCGGCACCGUUGAUCUCAGAUCAUAUUUCUUCCCUGUACAGCCGGCUCCACGCUCGCUCUGUGCAACCGGUCGUCCCCUUCGCGUUUACAUGUACGAUCUCCCUAGGAAAUUCCACGUCGGCAUGAUGGGCCGUCGGUACUCCAAGGAAUCGGGUCCAGUGACCAUGGAGAAUUUGCCUCCGUGGCCCGCGAGAGCAGGGGUAAGGAGGCAACACAGCGUGGAGUAUUGGCUGAUGGCGUCCCUGCUUUACGAUGGCAAAGGCGGAGAAGAGAGGGAGGCGGUCAGGGUUUCGGAUCCCGCGACUGCGGACGCCUUUUUUGUGCCCUUUUUCUCCUCGAUGAGUGUUACUACGCACGGCCAUAACAUGACGGAUGCUGCGACGGAAGGCGACCGCCGAUUACAGGUUGAAUUACUGGAAAUCUUGCGACAAUCCAAGUACUAUCAAAGGUCUGGAGGAAGAGACCAUGUUAUUCCCAUGACACAUCCAAAUGCUUUCAGAUUUCUUCGAGAGCAGUUGAAUGCCUCUAUCCUUAUUAUUGUAGACUUUGGUCGAUAUCCCCGUACCAUGGCAACUCUAAGCAAAGAUGUGGUUUCCCCUUAUGUACACGUUGUGAAAUCCUUCACAGAUGAUGACCCUCUAGACCCAUAUGAGAACCGAACCACCCUUCUUUUCUUCCGGGGAAAUACAGUCAGGAAAGAUGAAGGCAAAAUUCGAGUCAAACUUGCAAAGAUAUUGACCGGUAACAAUGAUGUUCGUUAUGAAAAGAGUGUAGCAACUCCAUCAAACAUUAAAACGUCUACAAAGGGAAUGCGGUUGUCGAAAUUCUGUCUGCAUCCUGCAGGGGACACUCCAUCAUCUUGCCGACUAUUUGAUGCGAUUGUGAGCCAUUGUGUACCUGUGAUAGUCAGUGACAAAAUUGAGUUUCCCUUUGAGGACGAAAUCGACUACACUAAAUUCUCAAUUUUCUUCUCUAUGAAAGAGGCAUUAGAACCGGGUUAUUUGGUGAAUCAGCUGCGCCAAUUUCCAAAGGAUAGAUGGGUUGAAAUGUGGAAGCGGCUUAAGCAGGUUUCCCAUCAUUAUGAAUUCCAGUACCCUCCGAAGGAGGAGGAUGCAGUCUAUAUGAUAUGGAGACAGGUAAAGCACAAGCUUCCCGGUGCCCAACUUGCUGUACAUAGAAAUAGAAGGUUGAAAAUUCCGGAUUGGUGGCGGCGGAAGAAAUGAUUUCAGAUUCUUGUUUUUAUGAUACUGCAAAUCACAAAUUUUUUUCCAUCAUUUUUGGUGUUAUCUCCAUGAGGGAAACAUGCAAAGGCGCCAAGAUGUCACAGGCCAACAUCAUGGACUAACUUUACCAAGCUCAUGAUUCAAAGUUUUACCAACUAAUAAUGUUAUCCGUCUUAGAAAAUAGGAAAAAAUUAUUUAUUAACCUUUUUUCUAUUCAAUAGAAGGAUACACAUGUUUCAUCUUAUUUGAAUUCAUGUUUUUUUAUAUUGAUAAUAAUAUUAAUAUUAAGUUAAAA
Messenger RNA from Gossypium arboreum, 1705 nucleotides. RefSeq names its product probable arabinosyltransferase ARAD1. Gene Ontology annotation, molecular function: glycosyltransferase activity. The record is from RefSeq and is a predicted model, not a curated record. The transcript is spliced from 4 exons. Lineage: Eukaryota; Viridiplantae; Streptophyta; Magnoliopsida; Malvales; Malvaceae. Bases 121 to 1410 code for a protein of 429 amino acids.